AUGCACCAACCCAAGGAAACUCUUCUUAUCGAUUCGCCUAAUCCGCCUUACUCCCACUUCAUCAAGUACCGUUUCGAUAACCCGACACGUGAACAGUCUCCGUCGACCUCACUUUUUGCCGACAGAAAACGAGUGAUGAAAAUCCUGGGCGGAUUUUCAAUUAUUCUGAUUGUCACUUUUUUGGUCGCCGGGAGUCAUGGACAAGUAAGUAGCCUUUUAAAAAUGUUUUCAUGGAAAUUAUUUCAGUAUCAAAUUACUGGAUCCCCAACGCAACCAAAUAUGUUCACAAUUAACCCUACUACUUCUCCAAUUGGAAAAGGGUGCACUCUGAAUCCCGACGCGACCCCCAAAAAUCUGAAACAGUACACUGGAGACAUAUCUGACGCCUGUCUAGCUGGAGUUUCGUCGAAAUCUUGUGUAACAUGGAGGAUGACAAAUAUUGUUCUUCUAAAAGAUCCUCAAAAAGUAGAUGAGAAUUGCGACAGCAUAAAACAAUUUGUUAGCUCGACAACUAAUUCUUGCGACUUAAAAAGUUCGGUUCAAUACGUUUAUCCAGGACAAGACAAUAGCUGCAGUCCUUUGUUACCAUUUACCUCAAGCGCUCUGAAAAGAGCCACGUAUAACAGCAGCAAGGCUCUGGUGUCAAGCGCUUAUAUCAAUGAGCCUGGUCAACAAAUGUUCAUUCUUUUGAGCGAUGUGUCGAACUGUGUCACUAGAAACCCAAUAAUUACUGAUGCUGGGAUUUUGAACAUUUUCACAGACCUAUCAUAUAUCGACUUGUGUGAAGAUGGAUUUUUCAUGCAAGAUUUCCCCAAAGUUUUGAACAAACUGAUUGAUGCACAAUACAUUGUAAAGUUCUUUUUUUUGAAUCAGAAUUUGAAGGAUUCUCAAAGUUUAGUGGAAAACGUGCUCGCUGGAUGUAAAUACUUAAAUCCAAAAUGGUGGUGUGAAAUUGUCGACAUGAACCUUGAAAAAGAUGACACCAAAGAGUUUCAAAUUUGUCUUGCUGAAAAAGAAAAGAGCGAUUUUGAUUGGCAACUUUUGCUCAUUAUUGGAAUUCCGUGCGUGAGUUUGACUAUUUGUUGCAUCGCAUUUUUUGUAUGCUGUUUGAAAUGCGCCAAACUGAAAAUGGCAAUGAUGCGGAUGAAUGUUUUCUCGAAUGAGCAUAAUGCUGGAACAAUGGAGUUGCGGAAGAAAUGGUUGGGAAAACGAAAAGGGAUAAUGAAAGAUAUGGAGAUGGGAAGUUGCAAAGAACUAAACAAGCCACCUGGAUGGUCACAUUUUGCUUCGGCUAAUAAUUAUAUGGAUAUUCAAGCCCUUGCAAAUGCCAACAAAAAAGACAUCUGGGAGAUCGACACUAAAAAUCUAUUGGUUCAAGAAGACCAUCUUCUCGGAAACGGAGCAUUUGCCAAUGUUUUCAAAGGAAUUGUGAAAGGAAAAAUUCCACUUUUAGUUGUCAACAAUAGUUUGAAUAUGAUAGUUGAAUCAGAGAAUAAUGGCGGUCACUUCGAAGCAGCUGUCAAGAAACUUCCUGCUCAUGCCGAUGAACAGAAUCAUUUGGAUUUCUUUCAUGAAAUUGAUUUUAUGAAGAGGCUGGGACAUCAUCCGCAUGUUAUCAGUAUGCUUGGAUGUGUGUCAAACCCAUAUGAGCCGUUGAUAGUGGUGGAGUAUUGUUCCCGAUUAUGUGCUCAUGGUAUAUUUUUUUUUUCAAUAGUAGCCUGGCCGAAUUACGACUUCCAGAACAAAACCGAUGAUUGCCCAAUUGAAGCUGAUAUGUGUCUUCGUAUAAAAGACCUCGUCUCUAUUGCUUGGCAAGUUGCUGAUGGAAUGGCUUACUUGACAUCUAAAAAUUUCAUUCACCGAGAUUUGGCAGCUCGAAACAUUUUGCUAACAAAAAGUCUUACAGCAAAGAUCAGUGACUUUGGUCUAUGCCGGUAUAUGGAUUCAGCAUUAUACACCGCGAAAGGAGGGCGUCUUCCCAUUAAAUGGAUGUCUGUUGAAGCAUUGAAACUGUACGAAUUCUCCUCCAAAAGUGAUGUUUGGUCGUUUGGAGUGUUACUAUUUGAGAUUUUCUCAAUGGGCGAUGUUCCAUAUCCUACUGUUCAACAGGUUGACAUGCUUGAACAUUUGUUAGCAGGAGGACGAUUGUCGCAACCAAUAAAGUGUCCGAAUGAGAUUUUCUCCGUUAUGCAAAAAUGUUUUGCUGAGGAUCCAGAUCAUCGUCCAGAGUUUAAUGAAAUACGAGGGGAAAUUACGGUGAUGCUAAAUUUGGAUGAUGAGAGUUAUGGAUAUUUGAGUGUUCAAUCAGAAGGUGGUCCAAAGUAUACAUCACUGACCAUGCAGGAUUCAAAGUUUCAAGUUCUCAUCUUCAAAUAUUUUUACUCUAUUUCAGGAAACUGCACCAUGUCCAGCCAAGGAAAUUCUCAAGAAUUAGAUGAAGAUGGAGACUACGAUAGUGGAUCUGAGACCCACUCACAGAGCCCAUGUGCCAAGCUAGAUCAGGUGCUCACUGAAAGAUUUGGUGAGCAACAGUCUCAGGAAAUCAAGCAAAUCUUCUGUGAAAUAACUUCAAAAUCUAUCAAAAACAAAAUCAGUCGUCAGUCGGGCACCAGCAGCUCUCAUCGUUCAUAA
This is a messenger RNA of Caenorhabditis briggsae, 2631 nucleotides long. The transcript has 14 exons. Bases 1 to 2631 code for a protein of 876 amino acids. Lineage: Eukaryota; Metazoa; Nematoda; Chromadorea; Rhabditida; Rhabditidae. Gene Ontology annotation, cellular component: signaling receptor complex. The record is from RefSeq and is a predicted model, not a curated record. Gene Ontology annotation, molecular function: transmembrane receptor protein tyrosine kinase activity; ATP binding. Gene Ontology annotation, biological process: protein phosphorylation; multicellular organism development; cell surface receptor protein tyrosine kinase signaling pathway.